Ophidiomyces ophidiicola is the source of this 1464-nucleotide messenger RNA. RefSeq names its product RNA polymerase II transcription factor B 52 kDa subunit (gene TFB2). Bases 1 to 1464 code for a protein of 487 amino acids. The record is from RefSeq and is a predicted model, not a curated record. Gene Ontology annotation, biological process: nucleotide-excision repair. The transcript is spliced from 3 exons. Gene Ontology annotation, cellular component: transcription factor TFIIH holo complex; transcription factor TFIIH core complex. Lineage: Eukaryota; Fungi; Ascomycota; Eurotiomycetes; Onygenales; Onygenaceae. Gene Ontology annotation, molecular function: ATPase activator activity; double-stranded DNA binding.
AUGGUCGUUUCCUCUUCUCGCUCUCUCGAGUAUCUUGAGAGCCUUCCUGGAACCGUCUUUCUGAAGCUCUACCAGCAGCCCUCAACUGCUUUGGCGAUUUUUCGUCGAAUGCUACCUGACUUAGCAAAAUGUUUUGUCAUGGCACUCCUCUAUUUGAAGGACCCUUUGCCCGCUGCCGAUUUGGAGCUCUGGGUCAGGGCAGGGAGUAAGCGCGAGAGGGAUAAUGCUCUAUCUAUUCUUAGCCGAUUGCAUAUUCUGUCGAGCACGACGACCUCCAGCCACCUGCGAGCAUAUAUCGUUACCACCCCAUUUUCAUCCUCCCUUCGACAAGCCCUUACAGGAGGAGAUAAGAGCCAGUCAUUUGGCGUAACGUCUAGCGCACCCGAUACGAACCCAAUGGCUGUUUCUGACUUGGAUGCCUAUGCUAGACGCCAAUGGGAAGGUGUGCUUGGUUACAUGGUUGGCACCAAUACCUUGGGGAUUCAACGUGAGAACGUAUCACUCAGCAAAGGAGUGAAAUCCCUCCUUCAAGUUUGUCACCUAGUGGAGGUACGCGAUCGCAGAGUUGAAAUUACUAAAGAAGGGUUUGCAUUUGUUCUGCAAGAUGUCAAUACUCAAGUCUGGCAUAUUCUUAUACUCUACGUCGAGAAUGCUGAGGCGAUAGGAAUGGACAGUGUGGAGGUUCUCUCGUUUCUAUUUCUUCUCAGUAGCCUUGAACUUGGCCAGUGUUAUGAGAAGAAAAAUCUUACUUCUACGCAACUUCGCACCCUCGCCGACUUAACAGAUUUCGGCAUUGUAUAUCAACACUCCCCUUCGUCAGACACUUCUAGGUUUUACCCUACACGGCUUGCAACGACUCUUACUUCUGACUCCAUGGCGCUGUCCAGUCCGAUAUCGGGUGCUCUCACCUCUACAGGCUCCAACUUGACUGACCCUACCGAAGCCCCAGGUACAGGCUUCAUUAUUAUCGAAACGAAUUACCGGUUGUAUGCCUAUACCUCUUCACCACUUCAAAUUUCUUUAAUAGCUUUGUUUACAACAUUAAAAUACCGUUUUCCGAAUCUUGUUACGGGAAAGCUCACCCGCCAAUCCAUCCGCCGCGCUGUUGAAAUGGGAAUCACAGCAGAUCAAAUCAUCUCCUAUCUUACGACACAUGCUCAUCCGCAAAUGCGAAAGUCGAACGCUUCAAAGUCUACUGCCAAUACCGCCAGCUUAGCCUUAUCUGUUCUGCCACCAACAGUAGUUGACCAGAUCCGCCUUUGGCAAUUGGAACGAGAUCGACUCAAGGCAACGCCGGGAUUCCUAUUCAAGGAUUUUGCUUCUUCUCUAGAAUUUGAGCCCCCGUGUAAGUAUGCUGAGGAAAUCGGAGUUCUGGUAUGGAAAUCAGAAAAGAGACGGAUGUUUUUUGUGACGAGACAUGAACAGGUUGCCGCCUUUCUGAGAAGUAAAGCUUCUGGCAGCUAA